This is a messenger RNA of Sparassis crispa, 1491 nucleotides long. Its product is annotated as UNC93-like protein. The transcript is spliced from 11 exons. Lineage: Eukaryota; Fungi; Basidiomycota; Agaricomycetes; Polyporales; Sparassidaceae. Bases 1 to 1491 code for a protein of 496 amino acids. The record is from RefSeq and is a predicted model, not a curated record.
AUGUCGGACAUCGCGGAAGAAAAGGACAACGCCAGCCAUGCCGGCACUGGCUCCGAUCUCGUCUCCCAUCCAGAGAUUCAUGAACAAUACACCGGUCUCAAGAGCUUUUACUACAACCCCAUCGGACAAUGCUUCAUGCUCGGCUUCGUCUGCUUCAUGGGCCCGGGUUUGUUCAACGCCUUGAACGGUCUCGGCGGUGGUGGUAUGGUCAACACCACCACCAGUGCUAAUGCCAAUGUCGCUCUCUACUCCACCUUCGCUUUCGUCGCCUUCUUUGCUGGCUCGAUCAACAAUGUACUUGGCCCUCGGCUUACCCUCCUACUCGGAAGUACAGGUUACGCUUUAUACGUCGGCUCUUACCUCACGGUCAACAUCCACCACAACGCUGGCGGCUUCGUUAUCGCGGCGGGUGCCAUCCUUGGUAUCUGUGCAGGUCUCCUCUGGACUGCGCAGGGCUGUCUCAUGUUGGCCUACCCCGUUGAGAGUCAGAAGGGAAAGUUCAUAGGCAUUUUCUGGUCCGUCUUUAAUCUUGGCGGCGUCGUUGGUGCUUCCGUUUCCCUUGGCCAGAACUUCCACUCAGAGAAUAACUCUGUCGGAAAUGGUACCUACAUUGGUUUCCUCGUCCUCACCUGCAUCGGCGUCACAAUCCCCAUGCUCAUGGCGAACCCGCAGAAGAUGAUCCGUUCAGAUGGAACCAAGGUUACCACCAUGCGCCACCCCUCCUGGAAGACCGAAUUCUACGGUCUCUACAUUACACUCCGCACGGAUCCCUGGGUGCUUCUCUUAUUCCCUAUGUUCUUUGCCAGUAACUGGUUCUACACCUGGCAAUUCAACGACUUCAACGCCGCGCUGUUCAACAUCCGUGGCCGUGCCCUCAACAAUCUCGUCUAUUGGCUCGCCCAGAUUAUCGGCUCCGUCAGCAUCGGCUUCCUGCUCGACCAGAGGGGUCUGAGGCGUCGCUUCCGCGCGUUUGCCGGCUGGGUCGUGCUUCUCAUCAUGGUCUUCAUCGUACAUAUCUGGGCGUACUUCUACCAGAAGAACUAUACCCGUGCAAGUGUCGCUGCGAACCCGGUCAAGAUCGAUAUUCACGACAAGGAAUUCGUUGGCAGAAUCUGGCUGUACAUUUUCUGCGGUCUACUCGACUCCAUGUGGCAGACUACCGCGUACUGGAUCAUGGGCGCCAUGUCUAAUGAUCCUUCCAAGCUUGCCAAUAUGACUGGUUUCUACAAGUCCCUCCAGUCCGCGGGUGCUGCCGGCGUCUGGCGCGCCGAUGCCGUUGGCCUCCCUUACAUGAACAUUUUCGUCUCCACAUGGGUGCUACUCGUCGCAGGCCUGUUCUUCGCUUUCCCGAUGAUCUACUUGCGUGUAAAGGACCACACGGAAGCCACGGACGAGAUCGACGACAUCCUCGCCCAAAUGAGCGGCGACCCCCCUGCCACAUCUUUCCCCACCAUAUCUUCAUCCAAACCCGAAGGACCUACCACCGUUUGA